AUGCGUGGAAUGUCACGAUAUGACGGUGUCAACAGAGGACAGAAACACAGACCAAUGUCACAAGGAUACAUUUACACUAUCAAACCUUUGGAAGGACGAGAAUUUAUGCAACGUAAUUUCGUAACACUUCCUCAAAAAGCAUCCAAAUACAACAAUCGAGCAAUUAGCCUAAAUGAACGGUUUUCAAUCGUCGAAAGAGGAUAUCUACUUGUGCCAGAGUUGGGAAGUACAAAACAUGAUUUCCGAAGAAAUGUGUACCUGAUACCGCGUGUGCCAACAAUCUCAAAUGAAAAAAAACAGCAGAAAAUCUCAAGUAAUGCAGUAAAAACUAAGACGGAGAAAUGA
Molecule: messenger RNA, 345 nt
Organism: Acanthocheilonema viteae
Lineage: Eukaryota; Metazoa; Nematoda; Chromadorea; Rhabditida; Onchocercidae
Source: the annotation of a GenBank genome assembly